CUAAUAUGUACAUUACUAGCAAAAGAAUAUGUAACAUUAUUACACCAAGACAUUCUUGUAUGUUUCCAUCUUUUGACCAUAAACUAUCACAUAUCCCAAAACUAGCAAAAAGAAAAUACAUAAUUACAUCUCAACCCCUACAGGUUACAACCCCACAAUGCAAAAUAAUUGAAACUUCAUAUGAUAACAAAGGGCAAUUUGGUAAAUUCGCAUCAACAAUCAUUAUACCCUCCCUUUUUAAACAGUCUCUCUACUUUCCAAACUCCCUCCAUAUUUUUUCUCCUAAACCACUCCUUAAACCUCUCAAUCUCUGAUUUUUCUUUCCCUUUUCCGCAUCAUUUUCCUCAUGGCGUUUGCGUUCACACAAAAUCGCCACUCUCUCUCUCCCCUCUUUUUCUCCAUCUUCUUUCUCUCUCUUCCGCUCUCCUCCUCCUCCUCCUCCAUCCACGACCUCCUCCAGUCCAUGGGCCUCCCGGCGGGCCUGCUCCCCAAGGAGGUCAAGUCCUACAAUUUCUCCGACUCCGGCCUGCUCGAGGUGUUCCUCGACGGGCCGUGCUUGACCAAGUUCGACACCAUGGCCUUCUACGAGAGCGAGGUGCGCGCUAAUCUCACCUACGGCAGCCUCACCGGGGUAGAAGGCCUGUCGCAGGAGGAGCUUUUUCUCUGGCUUCCGGUGAAAGACAUAAUCGUCGAUGAUCCCAGAUCAGGCCUCAUACUAAUUGACAUCGGAGUUGCUCACAAACAACUCUCUCUCUCCCUUUUUGAAGACCCACCCGAUUGCAGCACAAAAAGUGUGUUGAAGGAGGACGCGGCAACAGGGAAGGCAUUCGCAGCAGAAAGAUAAUAGUAUGAGAGCAAGAACACUAAUCCCACUUGGGGUUCUUUUUGUAAUUUAACCUUUCAUCAGUAUAUUACAGCAGUAUCAUCAGUAGUUAGUAUAUGUUGGUAGUAGUGUAAAGAUUUGGACAUCAGAGCUCCUGAUUACUAGACUAGAAAUCCUAAUUACUCUUCUAACUUUAAUUAAUUCUUGUUUGUCUUAAUCUUCUUAGAUUAGAAGAUUUAGAUAACUCCAAA
Sesamum indicum (sesame) is the source of this 1074-nucleotide messenger RNA. RefSeq lists its product as uncharacterized. Lineage: Eukaryota; Viridiplantae; Streptophyta; Magnoliopsida; Lamiales; Pedaliaceae. The record is from RefSeq and is a predicted model, not a curated record.